AUGGAGUUCAGUUUUUAUGCCAACGGGACUGAUCCUGACCACGAUGCUCGAAACAAGUCAGCCUCAAUUCCCCCAAGACUACCGGCCCUUAUAAUUAGAGCCCAGUCUACUGGUGGUCCGAAGACAGGUGCAGAGUUGCGCUACAGUUUUCUCCCAAAAACGGAGCUACCAAGCGAGUUUCAGGAGAUAAAUGGACCAAAAAGUAGCCACAGCUUAAAUAUUGCGUAUACGAUGGUGAGAAGGAGUCUAUGCCUGGAAAGCUAG
Molecule: messenger RNA, 264 nt
Organism: Macrosiphum euphorbiae (potato aphid)
Lineage: Eukaryota; Metazoa; Arthropoda; Insecta; Hemiptera; Aphididae
Source: the annotation of a GenBank genome assembly